Molecule: messenger RNA, 3031 nt
Organism: Paramuricea clavata
Lineage: Eukaryota; Metazoa; Cnidaria; Anthozoa; Malacalcyonacea; Plexauridae
Source: the annotation of a GenBank genome assembly
CAUUGCUCGUUGUUAGUUCAAGUGAAGCCAUGGACAGCUCAACAGCCAACAGCGAGAACGUCGAAAUUCUUAAGAAAAACUUUGAUGCGAUUUUAAGCAAGCUCUACUCGUUAGGUUUGAGCAUUCAUCUUUUAAAAGACAAGUCUAUCGUGUUUCCCGCCGGCUCUAAAGAGCUGCAGAUUCUUGACGGUGACGAAGCGCUGGAGCAUUUCAACCGACCUGAGUUCUCGAAUAAAGUUUUGGCGUUCGGUUCACGGCACUUUUAUUGUCAUUCUGAGUAUCUCCGCUUACGAAGCGAGUACUUUGAAGCGCUUUUCGCCGGGAACUACCAGGAAACGUGUAUGGAUCUGAUUUCUAUAGAAUUGCCUUCUCCUUCGUCUAAUAUCGAGCUGCUUUUACGGUACCUCUACACGGGCAAAGCAAACGAGAAGCUUUUUUAUGGCGUAGAAAUUUUUAAAACUAUCGAGAAUGGCAAUUACUUAGGUGUCCACGAGUUAGUGUCGCUUGCUGUGGAAGCUUUCGCAGUCCGCUGGAAAAGUUUAGUGCCUUCAAGCCUGUUUAGGCGAAGUGUGGUCGAUGUUAAUUUCGUUCGUGCACUGCUAAACUACGGUAGCAAAAAGGGCAUUUUUCAAGAUGGCGACAAACUCAAGAUUGUCGUAAAUUGGAGCGCAAAAACGGACUCGGAUAUUUCGGAAGCCCGCUCGUUGAUUCUCGAAGGCAAUUGCCUGGACACGGCAAGUUUAUCUGACUUGGAAUGGUCUAUCGAAGCCAACCCUGACUUGCUGACAGAGUUGGAGUUCUCGAAUUUUCGUAACGUUUGUCAACGGGCUAGACGGGAAAGCGAAGAAGUGAAAAAAUCCAGCAAGACUGCAGAAGAAAAGGCCAAAGGUGGGAACGCAAGCAAGGUUGGGGAUUGGGCAGGGGCGUAGCCAGCUCCAAACGUGUGGGGGGGGGGGACCCAACGGAAAUUUUUCUUAUUUUAAGGUUUGGGAAACGCUAUUUCACGCAUUUUGGACACGUUUGAUGAUAAUCUGAUGCCAAAGAUUUUGUAUAUUUUAUGUCAAGGUUUCGUUUCAAGAUCGCAUGAAUAUAAGCUCAUUCAGCUCAGGUCAACUGUAGUUAGUCUACUAGACCUGGUGUGCUUUGAAGUUUGAACACUCGUGUACUUUGAACACUGCUGUGGUUCGAAGGUUCGCCGGGUACUCCGUUUUUCCGUCCUCCACAACAAACUCUCUGCCAUUCCCGAUUAAGGUGAAGGGGGCAUACCCCGGUUAGAGUCAGGAGGGCGAGGUGAGGGCCAAAUACUCACAAGUAAAAAUGUACGCCUGUAUGAUAAUAUUCAUCAUAGAUUCAUGGAUGGCCGUAUGUACAUUUUGGCUAACGUUGCUAGCGUCGUUGCUACCUAAUAAAUUCAUAACUUCAGAUAACUUGUAUGCCUAGUUACUAUAAUAGUAUUGCAUGUUCUAGUUUACAGAAGCACAGAAUAGAACGAAGGUAAGCAUUAUAAUUAUGUAUUAGAGUUAUUCUAAAGCUUAUAGUUAACUCUAUUCUAUAUGCUUCUGUAAACUAGAACAAUAGCAUUAUUAAAGUGCGACUAUAAAUUAAGUUAAACUCCAAAUAUAAUUUUUUGUAUGUGUAGUAUUUGGGUCAUUCUGAAAAGAAAUGUAAUGUAUCUUUAUAGUAAAAAACCUCAUCUUGAUCAACUUUUUCACUGUCAAAGUUCCAGAUAUGAUGUCAUUAGGUGAAUUUUUGGUCCAAAAACAGAGGAAAACUAAUUUGCAAUUCACCUAAUGACAUCAUAUCCGGAACCUUUGACGGUGAAAAAGUUGACCAAGAUGGGAUUUUUUAUUAUAAAGAUAUAUUACAUUUUUUCUUCGAAUGACCCAAAUAUUACACAUACCAAAAAUCAUAUUAGUGGUUAGUCGCACUUUAAAGUUGUUGUGAAUUGAGUAUAAACCAAUAUUGUGUUGCGCUCCAACACCAAAACUAACCCUUAGACUUUUGUAAUUGAGCACUCGGUGUAUCAUGAGCCUCGCUUGGUUAGGUCAAUUAGGCAACCAGUAUACAUUAAAUAUUAUCAUUAUUACAAUUAAAGGUCUGUUGGAAUGCGUGCGCAUACUGACAAAGCAAUUGGAAGACGUCCGCUGCACCAAAUGCCGGAUGUACAUGCCUCGCGCGGCAAUGAAGACUCGGACCUGCGUGAAAAUGGAUCAUCCAGGAGAAUAUACCAUCCAUCAAGGAUGGAGCUGUUGUAAGCAGUUAAAGAAAAAAUCAAAAGGUUGCAAGCCUGUUGAAGUGACAAGGCAUACGCCUGGCAGAUCGUCCAGCAGUAGUAGUUAAUUACGAACUUUUCACUCGAGAAAACAUUUUUAGUAUUUAGUGGUUUUCAAAGAAACCUUUUUAGAAAUUAGAACAUUUAACAGUCAUUUUAUAAACUCGUGGAUUUUUUAUCUCGAGUUGAAACUGUAGACACUAUACCAGCAACCAAAGUUAUCUUUACUAGAAAAGACACUUUGAAUUUACUUUUAAUAUUCAUUGCAUAUGAAGUCAUUACCAACUUAUUUUUUUAAACUUUUUGUAACUUUUGUAACUUUAACAAUGGAUGUGUGAAACCAACUACCAUUUAUCCCCUGUAAUCUUGUUCAACGUUAUUGUGGUUAACUGUAAGUGGAUCUAGAUCUUAACAUAGAACUGUAAUCCAUAUAGAACAAGGUUGAAUAGGAAUUCUUGACGGUUUUAAAGGUGUAAAUCCUUUGGAGAGACGGGGGGGGGGGGUUGCGUCCGUGCCACUUUUUUGGACAUUCUUGAUAUAACCCAUAAAAAAAUUGCGUCUGUUGGCCAACUGCAUCUCUACCAACUACUUGGAAUAGAUUUCUCCACCGGUGCAAGCAGUGUGGUGGUCAAUCUUUUAUCUUGAAAUUUGUGAUCAAUAAAUUCAAUUAUUGAGACCAGGUUAGCACUUUUUUCCAUCCAGCAAACCGCCUUAUCGAUUUUCUAAAGUCGUUUUUUUAUUAAUUCGGUUAGGGUUAGG